UCAAAGGGACCUCAUUAAUUUUCUCUCUUAAAAUUUUCUCGCAUUCCAAACAAAAGAAAGAAAACCAGAGAAAAGAAGAUAAAAGAAGCUGCAGAUUGUACUAAUCCUUUUCAUCGUAUCAGAAGGAGCAGUAGCUCUGUUUCCUCACUUUAUCUCUCUCUCUUUCUGGAAUCUGUCGAAGAAUUCCCGAGAGAGAAACAAACAAGGCUUUUUCUAUUAUAACUCUCCACUUGUAACCUUGCGGUUAGAUUCUCUCCAAUCAAACGGCGGCUUUAGAUAAAAGUCCCCGAGUUUAUCCAUUUGCCUUGGUUUUAGCAAUUCAAUCUUUAACCGAAAACAGAUAUAAAUAAACCCUGUAUAAUUUCCUCAAAUUUUCUCGGAUUAGGUUUGGAUAUUUUCGCUUGCUCAUUUUCUGCCAGACAAGAGAAUGAUGAGACGACAACAGCACCAGCAGCAGCAGCAACAAGAUCAUCAAUCUAGGGUUUUCUAUGAGCUGUCGGCUCUUGUCCUUAAUCUCCUCAGAUCGCCUCCGUCUUCGAUUUCGUUAACGGAUCAUCCUCCGGCUGUUCCGCCGCAGGGGAGGAGACCACCAUCGAUGUCCUCGUCGUUUUCACAGAUCUCGCCGGCGGGGUUUGCCUCGCUGCUACUUGGGGUAUCGCUGGCUCUUAUGCUGUGCGGAUCGGUAACUUUCUUCAUAGGUUUCAUGUUGAUGCCAUGGGUUCUUGGUCUUAUCAUGGUCUUCUAUGUCGUGGGGAUUAUAUCGGCUGUUUCAAUGGUGGGUCGGUCCAUUCUUUGUUAUGUCACGGCGCCACCAUCUUUGCCACGAAAAGAAAUUCCGGAGGUUGAUUGGUUGAGAAACUACUGACUUUGAAUGCCAAAACUGAUGGUAUAUUGUCCAUAAGAUUUGUCGAGAAUGAAAGCAUCCCUACUAAUCUUGAAAAUAUUCAGGGAAGGGCUUUCCCCACCUUUUGCACCAACAAACAGCAGGCAGCUCAUGGAAGCUCUUGUGAAAGGAAGAGGUGGUUCAGGAGGAUGACUGAAUUCUGAAUAGGAGAAAGGCCAGCUCUGGUGCUGCCUCAAACAAUGCAGAGAAAAUUAUAGCUACUGAGGUUCUGCUGCAAGUAUUUGAUGCAGGAAAUGUGGAUAAAUCUUUUUUUUGGUUGAGAUGAUACUGAAAUAUGUGGAUAUGGAUUUCUUUACUUUUUAAUUAGAAAUAGCGAAUUGUUUCAGUACCAUAGUCUGUAAUGAUUUCCCACUGAUGAGGAGAAAUGGGAGGUUUAUUCCGGUGUCAUUCUUAUAUUCAAUAUUUGACAAAUUUAUAUUGGUGAGUUCAUCUCUUGAGAGUUCUGUUGUUGUAACAUUAGAUAUCACAGCAUAUUUAAUUUUCUGAAUUAGAGUAAAA
This is a messenger RNA of Carica papaya (papaya), 1402 nucleotides long. RefSeq lists its product as uncharacterized. The record is from RefSeq and is a predicted model, not a curated record. NCBI's taxonomy places the organism in Eukaryota, Viridiplantae, Streptophyta, Magnoliopsida, Brassicales, Caricaceae.